Diorhabda sublineata is the source of this 629-nucleotide messenger RNA. RefSeq names its product 14 kDa phosphohistidine phosphatase-like. Lineage: Eukaryota; Metazoa; Arthropoda; Insecta; Coleoptera; Chrysomelidae. The transcript has 2 exons. Gene Ontology annotation, molecular function: protein histidine phosphatase activity. Gene Ontology annotation, biological process: peptidyl-histidine dephosphorylation. Gene Ontology annotation, cellular component: cytosol. The record is from RefSeq and is a predicted model, not a curated record. Bases 114 to 506 code for a protein of 130 amino acids.
UUAACAAUUGGCAGGUGAUUGAUUGAAUAUUUGACAGUUGUUCCGGUAUAAAAAUUAAACAAUUAUUGAACAAAAUUGCGAAGUUAAUUAAAGUUUUUAUACCGUUUAGAAGAAUGGCAUCUGGUGUAAUCCCUGAAAUAAAAAAUGUUGAUAUCGAUCCGUCUGGAGUUUUCAAAUACAUUCUUAUUAAAGUAAGCAGUCCUAAUUCGAGUGGAAAAAUGGAAGAUAAAUUGAUAGUACGUGGUUACGCUGAAUGCCCUUAUCACGCAGACAUUAAUGAUAAAGUCACCUCUGAUCUACAGAAAUUAAAAUCUAGUAAAGUCAUACAAGAUUGGCGAACUAAAGUUCUAGGUGGAGGUAGAAUACAACAUGAUCCACAGGAUAAUAAGAUACUUGUUUAUGGAUAUUCUCAAGGUUACGGAAAAGCUGAUCAUCAGUUGACUGUAGAUAUUUUAAAAACUGCUUAUCCAAAUUAUGAUAUAACUUUUUCUGAUGAAGGUUAUUAGAUAUGUUAAUGUAUUCUAUUUAACGCUAAUUUAUGCCUAAAAAUUUAGUUAUUUAUUAGGUUUUGCGAUUGUACAUGGUGUGUUCACAAAAUGCAAUAUUAAACUACGAAAUUUGUGUUUUAU